UCUCUUGCCUUCAACCAUGUCUGCCGUAGCUCGUACGCAUGCUUCCCGCGCGCUCUUGCGGCAGACGUCUCUGUCCGCACGCCUCUUUGCGACCUCGGCAUCUCGCAGCGCAUUGAGCGCUACCGCUCUGCCUCAUGCCGAGAAGCUUUCCGCGGAGUGGAAGGGCACCAGCAUGACGGGAGGGAAAACGAAGAACUUCAUCGGGGGCGAGUUUGCAGAGAGCCAGGCCUCAGAAUGGGUAGAUGUGGUGGAUCCGUCUACCCAGACGCUGCUUUCGCGCGUCCCGCAAACUACCCAAUCCGAGUUCGAGCAGGCUGUCGAUGCUGCGUCAGAGGCUUUCAAGACCUGGAGCCGGACCAGCGUUCUCAAGCGGCAGAACUUUGUCCUCAGGCUGCAGCAGCUUUUGAGGGAGAAUGCGGAUGCUAUCGCGAAUAGCAUCGUACUCGAGCAAGGAAAGACCCUCCCUGAUGCGCACGGAGACCUCCUUCGUGGGCUUCAAGUCGUCGAGACCGCGGCAGCAGCGACUACGACGCUGAUGGGGAACAUCUUGGAAGUGAGCAAGGACAUGGACACCUACGCUCGCAAGGUACCUCUCGGCGUCUGUGCCAGCAUCGCACCCUUCAACUUCCCGGCCAUGAUUCCCCUUUGGACCAUUCCUAUGGCCGCAGUCACCGGCAACACCCUCGUUCUCAAGCCUUCAGAACGCGAUCCGGGCGCUGCUAUGAUUAUUGCAGAGCUCUGCCAGCGCGCAGGCCUCCCACCCGGUGUUCUGAACAUCGUUCACGGUGGUGUGCCGACCGUGAACGGCCUGUGCGAUCACCCUGCUAUUAAGGCCAUCAGCUUUGUUGGCGGUGACAAAGCUGGUAAGCACAUAUACGACAGGGGAACUCAGAAUGGCAAGCGCGUGCAGGCCAAUCUCGGCGCGAAGAACCACGCUAUCAUCAUGCCCGACGCGAACCAGAACCUGGCGCUUAACUCUGUCAUCGGUGCUGCCUUCGGAGCUGCUGGUCAGCGCUGCAUGGCUGUCAGCGUCGCCAUUUUGGUGGGCAAAGCAGCCGACUUCCUGCCGGAGCUUGUCGAACGCUCCAAGAAACUGAACGUCAGCGGUGGCUUCGAAAAGGGCGCUGACCUCGGUCCUCUCAUCUCUACUGCUGCCAAAGAGCGCGUGACGGGUCUGAUCACGUCUGCGGAGACGGAGGGUGGCGAGCUCCUUCUCGAUGGCCGAACCAUCUCCGUCAAUGGGUAUCCGGAUGGCAACUUUGUCGGUCCGACAAUCAUUGAAGCGGGAACAGAUAUGACUUGCUAUAAGCAGGAGAUCUUCGGUCCUGUGCUCGUUGUGCUGCGUGCGGAGACUCUGGACGAUGCCAUCGACAUCAUCAACGCGAACCCGUACGGGAAUGGCGCCGCCAUCUUCACUCAAUCCGGCCCGACAGGGCGCAAGUUCGAGGCGGAGGUCAACGUGGGGCAGAUCGGGAUCAAUGUGCCCAUUCCCGUUCCACUGCCGAUGUUCUCGUGGAGCGGAAACAAGGGCUCGUUCCUUGGAGAUGUUGGCUUCUACGGGCCGAGUGGAAUUAACUUCUAUACGCAGAACAAGACCACGACUAGCCUGUGGCGGGCGGAUGACGCUAUCGGAAAUCGCGCCUCUGUGGUUAUGCCGACGCACGAUUGAGUGGAUAGCACAUGCUAGUGCGCACACGCACUGCAUCUCUUUACACUGUACAAAUACUACUGCAAAAAAUUGGCUGGGAGUGACUGUGGGUUCCUGUGGCGCUUCAAACGUCGUACUUUGCACAAUGGCCAUCGACCCGGUCAAGGCACC
Molecule: messenger RNA, 1819 nt
Organism: Schizophyllum commune H4-8
Lineage: Eukaryota; Fungi; Basidiomycota; Agaricomycetes; Agaricales; Schizophyllaceae
Product: Methylmalonate-semialdehyde dehydrogenase
Exons: 16
Coding region: 17-1669 (550 amino acids)
Biological process (GO): thymine catabolic process; L-valine catabolic process
Cellular component (GO): mitochondrion
Molecular function (GO): methylmalonate-semialdehyde dehydrogenase (acylating, NAD+) activity; malonate-semialdehyde dehydrogenase (acetylating, [NAD(P)+]) activity
Source: RefSeq, a predicted model, not a curated record